Molecule: messenger RNA, 467 nt
Organism: Onthophagus taurus
Lineage: Eukaryota; Metazoa; Arthropoda; Insecta; Coleoptera; Scarabaeidae
Source: RefSeq, a predicted model, not a curated record
AUGAGAUCGUUUAUAAUCCUGGUUAAUUUAAUUUUUCUUUUCGAAAAAAUUAGCGGCGAUCUUACACCGCCGGAUCAAAAAGAAAAUAAAUCUUGGUUGAAAAAAAAUUGGGUGCAAAAUGAUGAAGCUCUUUGUACUGGACCAAUUGGAUCGGUUCAAAAUAUUUUAAUAGAAGUAACCGAUACGGAAAUGAAAGUUUCUUACACUCCUCCGUUGGGAUAUGAAAAUUGCGAUUUAGAUUACAAAACCGUUUAUUACCAACAAUUAAAUAGGGCCGUUUUUCAAGAAACUACCAAUAAAUAUUUAAAUCAAUCGUAUAAUUAUUGGGAAGGAAGAGCUCUUUGCAAACUAAUUUUAUUGGAUAUAAUACCGAUUUAUAAUGGGAUUCAAGGAACAGGGUAUAGUUCAAAUCAAUUAACUGUUUUAGAAGUAAAGAAGUAAACAGCGCUUAAUAACCCAGAAUUUAG